Molecule: messenger RNA, 1298 nt
Organism: Ipomoea nil (Japanese morning glory)
Lineage: Eukaryota; Viridiplantae; Streptophyta; Magnoliopsida; Solanales; Convolvulaceae
Product: peroxidase 31-like
Exons: 1
Coding region: 127-1125 (332 amino acids)
Biological process (GO): hydrogen peroxide catabolic process; response to oxidative stress
Molecular function (GO): peroxidase activity; heme binding
Source: RefSeq, a predicted model, not a curated record
AUCCCUCCACUCUAAAAGGUGCAUCCCAGCUGAGCUCAAUUGCUAAAGUUAGAGAUAGAGAGAGAGAGGGAGAGGGGAGAGGGAGGAGAUUAAUAGUUGUGUGAAAGGAAGGGUGUUUGUGGAUCAAUGGCAUUUGCAGAGUUGAUUCUUGUGCUGUUAUCUAUGGCGGCUGUAAUGAAUCCUUGUUUGUCUCAGCGGCAUCAGCAGCAGCUGCUUUAUCCCAACUUCUACCGCCGGAGCUGCCCGCGAUUUGACCAGAUCAUGCAAGAAACCACCACCAACAAGCAGAUCGUUUCCCCCACCACCGCCGCCGCCACCCUCCGCCUCUUCUUCCACGACUGCUUCGUCGGCGGCUGCGACGCCUCCAUGCUCAUCUCCUCCACCCCUUUCAACAAGGCCGAGCGCGACGCCGACAUCAACCUCUCCCUCCCCGGCGACGGCUUCGAUGUGGUCAUCCGCGCCAAGACCGCUCUCGAACUCGCCUGCCCCGGCGUCGUCUCCUGCGCUGAUAUCCUCGCCGUCGCAACACGCAACCUCGUCGUCCAGACCGGCGGCCCGUUUUACGCCGUGAAGCUCGGCCGGAAAGACGCAUUGGUGUCGAAAGCCGGUUAUGUGGAAGGGAAUCUACCCCGCCCCACAAUGACCAUGGACCAAAUCCUCAAGAUUUUCCUGUCCAGAGGCUUUUCGAUUCAAGAAACGGUAGCCCUUUCCGGCGCACACACAAUCGGAUUCUCGCACUGCAAAGAGUUCAGCUCCAACAUCUACAAUUACAGCCGGGCAUCGCAAUCCGACCCGUCAUAUUACCCUAAAUUCGCGCAGGCAUUAAGAAAUGCCUGCGCAAAUUAUCACCAGAACCCGACAUUAUCCGUCUUCAACGAUGUGAUGACUCCGAACAAAUUCGACAACAUGUAUUAUCAGAACUUGCCCAAAGGAUUAGGGCUACUGGCAUCCGAUCACGCGUUGAAUUUGGACCCCAGAACCAGGCCUUUCGUGGAGCAAUACGCUAAGAAUCAAACUGCCUUCUUUGAGGCAUUUGGUCGAGCAAUGGAGAAGCUGAGUACGUAUGGCAUCAAGACUGGGCGUUCCGGCGAGAUUAGACGGAGGUGCGACGCUUUCAACAACUGAAGCAAUUAGGGUUUCCUUUUGCACAGGAUCGAUCUCUGAGAAUGUUUUGUUCUUUGCUUUUGCCUGCUGCUAUUCAGAUUCAUCUCCAUAAUUUCAAUUAUGUAUACAGUGUAAUCCUUUUCAUUGGUCGCAUCUUAAACCUUAAUUAUAUAUAUACAUUUGUUUUUUUUUUU